ACUCCUCGCGCAUCUCCAACAAGCGGCGCUGCUCGUGUCACAGCAGCAGCAGCGGCGGCGGCAGCGGAGAUCGAGGACGGCGCGAACGAUGAUGGCGACCGUCAAAGCGAUUCUUUAACAGGAAAGAAAGAACAAAAAAAACCAUCCACCUUCCGCCGUCGAAGCCAGCUCCACAAUGGAAGGACACGACGUUCCCGACCAAGAGCAACUCUUGCAGUUUCUGAGGAGGCUCAAGGAGGUUUUCGACGUGUGCGACGAGGAUGCUGACGGCUUCAUCCGGGUGGAGCACUUGGUGGACCUCGGUCUUCAGUUCGGUCAAGGAGACGAGGUGAAGAAGUUAACCAGGUACCUGGAUCCUAACGCUCAUGGGAAGGUCAACUUCAAAGACUUUUGCCACGGAGUGUUCGCCAUUAAAGGUUGUGAGGAGAUCCUGAAGAUGGCUGUGGGUCCUCGCGGUGUUUCCUCCAGCCAGUCUGUGACUGACAAUGGUUACAUUUACCAGAACGGUGAGGCCAAGCUGGGCCCCCCCAUUAUCAUGUACACGCGCUCCUACCCAGACUGCAGCGUGUACGGCGAGGGCUGCAGCGCCGACGGGGAGUGCGACAUGGACAGCAGUGCCGAAAACAGCAAUGGCUGCGACUCUUUGGAUCCGAGGCGGCGAGACGGCCACCUGAUUGGCUCGGCGUCUGCGUCUGUCAUCUCCGGGGAGGAGCAGUUUGAGGACUAUGGGGAGGGGGAGGAUGUGGAUUUUACUCCCAGCAGUCCUUGCCCUGAAGAGGACACCCGAACGAAUGGCUUCUCAGACCUGGGAUCCUCCCUUCCCUCCAGUGCUGUGCAGACUCCUCAGAAGAUGCAGCAGCUGUAUAACAGCGAGCUGCUGGACAUCUACUGCUCUCAGUGCUGCAAGAAAGUGAACCUGCUCAACGACCUGGAGGCUCGACUUCGAAACCUCAAGGCCAACAGCCCGAACAGAAAGAUUACUAGCACAGCAUUUGGACGUCAGCUGUUCCAGGCCAACCACAGUGUGUUUGGGUCCAGCCAGGGAAGCAGCACAGAGGAUCUGUUCACGGACAGCAUCGACUCCUGCGACCUCGACAUCACAGAGAAAGUCAGUUAUCUGGAGAAGAAGGUGACGGAGCUGGAGAGCGACAGUCUGGCCAACGGUGACCUCAAAUCUAAACUCAAGCACGAGAACACACAACUUGUGCACAGGGUGCACGAGCUGGAGGAGCAGGUGAAGGACGCAGAGGCGAGGGCGGAUCAGAGUCUGGAGGAGGAGACCAAGAGGCACCGGGAGGCUUUCAGCAAGAUGGACCGGGACAGGAAUGGGGAGAUAGAUCUGCUCUGUAACAGGGUACAGCUGUUAGAAGAGGAGAAUGGAGAGAUGAAGUUGAACGUGUGCAGACUCAAGUCGCAGACUGAGAAACUGGACCAGGAGAAGCAGAGGAUGACGGACAAGCUCGAGGACACUGGCCUGAGGCUGAAAGAUGAGAUGGACCUCUACCGGAAGAUAAUGGACAAGCUCUGGCAAAACCGCCAUGAGUUUCAGAAGGAAAAGGAGGCCAUGCAGGAGUUGAUCGAUGACCUCCGCCGGGAGCUGGAGUAUUUGCAGUUGUUUAAGCUGGAGCUGGAGCAUCCAGGAGAGGGCAGGGGGCUCUCUGAGUUCAACGUCAGGACCAGAGAGAUCGAAAUGGAGCACGAAGUCAAGAGACUGAAACAGGAGAACCACAAGCUGCGGGAUCAGAACGACGACCUGAACGCUCAAAUUCUCAGUCUGAGUUUGUACGAGGCCAAGAACCUGUUUGCCUGUCACACCAAGGCCCAGUGCCUGGCAGCCGAGAUCGACAACGCGUCCAGGGACGAGCUGGUCGACGCUUUGAAGCAUCAGGAGGAGAUCAACCUGCGUCUGAGGCAGUACAUGGACAAAAUCAUUCUGGCCAUUCUCGACCACAACCCCUCCAUCCUGGAGAUCAAGAGUUAAACGUCACACACACACACAAACACACACACACACACACAAGCUUGUGUUUCUGUAGUUGUGGGGACCGUCAGCUGAAAUAUUAGCUUGUACCUUAAAGUUGUAAUCCUUUAUGAUUUUAGCCCAACAAAGUCAUGUUGAUGUGGAUAAAGAAGUCAGUGAAUGAUGGUAGCAUGAGAACAUGCUGCGUACUCCCAUGUCUUGUUUUGUGCCGACCAUGAAUACUAUCAAAGGUCUAAGGGAUUAUAACUUUAAACCGGAGCCCAUAUUCUGAAUGUCCUAAAUGUUCUCACUCCUUAUGACUGACCGCACACAAAUAUAUAUCUACUCCACUGAAACAGGCGGUCUAAAUAUCCACUAGAACCAAACGCUUGUUUAUGAUGCAGUCUGUCAAUCACUGUAGAACUGCUGUGCCAGACUUUAAAAAUAUUUGGUUACACACACUUUGUUUGUCAUAGAGACAGUAACAGUUACUGAAUAUAACCGGGCUGCCACCCACUGAAACUGAUGCUAGAUUCAAGGAGUGCAGGACAUAAAACAAUUAUCGCUUUUAAAGGGCCGUACCAGUGUUUUACCAAAGCAUUCCAAAAAUGUUUUGAAUUUAGAAAUUCAAUUUUUUAUUACCAUCUUUAAACAUUCAUUUCAGGCAAUAUGGAAAUGGAUAUUAAAAUGCAAGUUGACUUUCAUACUGUGUGGGGACGAAUUGAACACUUUCGGGGAUUUGGCGCUUAUUCGCUUACUUUCCCGAGUGUUAGACGAGAAGAUUGACAGCAGCUUCGUAUCCGCUUGUCCAAUACGGCGCUGGUUCAAUACGACGCUGGAGUCGGGACACGGUUAGCUUAGCGUAGCAUAAAGCCUGAAAGUUCCGAAAUACCCCACUAAGGAUCAACAAUUAACAGGUUGUGUGUAGUUUGUUUGUUCUAUACACAAACAGAAAUGUAAAACAAUAGGUAGUAGUGUCAGUUAAGUUGUGUUUAUUUUUGAACUACUUCUUUAAAAAAAAAAGACAAAUCUGAAAUAAAAGACAUGGUUAAAUGGUCAAACAUUUGUAGUAUUUGUGUAUAUAGAGUAAAUGGCCACAACAUGCAUAAACACUGACAUGAGCCCUUUAAGUGACAACCUAACCAAACAACUUUGAACCCUUUAAUUUGGCUGUCUCGUCGCAACUGAAUGUCCACAUGAUUCAUAUACGCUGUAUACUAUACAACAAAUACAUCUCUAGUUGUCAAUAACUGUCAUUGAGCCUUUUGUUCCUGAAGACCAAUCACGAUAAAGGUAUUUUUUUUUAAGGUGCCAAGAGCCAACAUUAUGUGCCAAAUCUGAACAUUUCACCAUUUUUACGGACAGAAAUGGUUGGAGGGUGUCGUGCAAAAAGACAUCUCUCUCUCGAAAUGCAACAAAUGUGUCGCUAUGAAAUGUCCACAAGAAUGCACACGUUGCUACUGACACUAUAAUCACUGAUGUAUUCAGUAGGGUUAUUUACAAACCGGUAUUAGAAAUACUGUACUAAUACUGUGUACUUUGCAGUGUUCUAUAGAAGAAGAAAGCACUUCCCAUAAGCAACCUACUGAUUUAAAACAGGGAAUCUGUUGAUUUCUGCACUGCCUUCAGUGACUUUGUGAAUUAGGAAAACCACUUUAUUCUACCUUUGCUGUAAAUUAGUCUCACUCUAAAUGUCACCUAAAUAUAUAACUUGAAUAUCAUUUCACACUUGCUUCUUCCACCCACAGUGGGACCUGGAUGAGCUCGCCAAACGCAGUAAUGAGCUCCUGUAGUGAGCACUGUUUAGUUUUGCUCCAUUGCACAAAUUGUUCACUUAGGGAUUUUGUUUCAUACUUGAUUUGCUUGUUCUUUCACUUGUUUUUUUGUGCGUUUGCAUACGAGGUAUGACAAUUAUUAUCGUCCAUCGUUGCCAUUUUGAGUGAUUUUUCUUUUUUUCUAUUGACAUUUUAACUUUAAAACACAUUAUUUGCGAUUUCAUACAUUGUAAAUGUUGUACAGAAUCUAGUUACUAAUUAUGUGCAAGUCAUUUUGCUUAUUAAGAAGUCUCUUAGAGUUUUGACACAAAAUAAGAAAUAUGUGUUGUAGAAUAUAAUAUGAAGUAAAUAAUAUAUAGCACAUGUAAAAGUGGCAUAGCCAAAGUAUUUAACAGGAAUAUUAUUGAACAUGAUGGGAGAAAAAAAAAAAAAAGAUCAUAGUCAGUCACACCUGUGUUCACUUUGACUUAUUUUUCUUGUGUAUCGCACAUGGAAUUGUGGGUGACCAUGUUGUAGAAAGUAAAUAAAAUCCAUUGGCUUUGGCAUGACGA
Cyclopterus lumpus (lumpfish) is the source of this 4286-nucleotide messenger RNA. RefSeq names its product RAB11 family interacting protein 4 (class II) a (gene rab11fip4a). Gene Ontology annotation, biological process: regulation of cytokinesis; endocytic recycling. The transcript has 15 exons. Gene Ontology annotation, molecular function: calcium ion binding. The record is from RefSeq and is a predicted model, not a curated record. Lineage: Eukaryota; Metazoa; Chordata; Actinopteri; Perciformes; Cyclopteridae. The coding region runs from base 176 to 1981 and encodes 601 amino acids. Gene Ontology annotation, cellular component: midbody; endocytic vesicle; recycling endosome membrane.